AUGGCUACCGAAGGCACCGAACUGGCCGCGGCGCCGGCGCCGGCGACCCAAACUUCGUCCUCCGCUACCUCAGAGCUCCCCGUGGUCAACAUCGGCACGCGGCGAUCAGUGCUGGCGCGGGUGCAGACGGACAUUGUGGAGGCGGCGCUGAAAGAGGCGUGGCCGGGCAGGAAGUACGCGAUCCACGCCAUGGCGACCAUGGGCGACAAGAACCAGACCACGGCGCUGCACGAGUUUGGGGCCAAGAGCCUGUGGACGCACGAGCUGGAGGCGCUGCUGGCGAAGGGAGAGCUGGACAUGAUUGUGCAUAGCUUGAAGGACAUGCCCACCCAGCUACCGCCCGGCAUGGCCAUCGGUGCCAUCUUCCCACGCGAGGAUCCGCGCGACGCCUUCGUCCUCAAGGCUUCGCUAGCAGCCGACCCGGCGACGGCCUCGACGCACGCGACCAUCAGCUCGCUCCCCGCGGGCUCCGUCAUUGGCACGUCGUCGGUGCGGCGGUCGGCGCAGCUCAAGCGGCUGUACCCGCACCUGCGCUUCGCCGACGUGCGCGGCAACGUGGGCACGCGGCUGGCCAAGCUCGACAGCACCGACCCGGACGCGGUGCAGUACACGGCGCUGAUCCUGGCGGCGGCCGGGCUGAAGCGGCUGGGCCUGCAGGACCGCAUCACGUCGCUGCUGAGCAAGAAGGAGGGCGGCAUGCUGCACGCCGUGGGCCAAGGCGCCCUGGGCAUCGAGGUGCGCUCCGACGACAAGCACGCCCUCGAGCUGCUGUCGCGCGUCGGCUGCGAGCGCACCGCCCGCGCCUGCCUCGCCGAGCGCAGCCUCAUGCGCACCCUCGAGGGCGGCUGCAGCGUACCCAUCGGCGUCGAGACCGAGUGGCUCGCCGACGACAAGGACGACCUGAUCAUGCGCGCCGUCGUCACCAGCCUGGACGGCGCCGACGCCGCCGAGGUCGAGCUGACCACCAAGAUCGACUCCAGGGAGGCUGCCGACGAGUUUGGCAGAACCGUCGCCGCCGCGCUGGUCGAGAGGGGCGCCUCCGCCAUCUUGGAGAAAAUCAAUCUGAACAGGGAUAUCGUGAAGGCUCAGGGUGACGCGUAG
Molecule: messenger RNA, 1101 nt
Organism: Lasiodiplodia theobromae
Lineage: Eukaryota; Fungi; Ascomycota; Dothideomycetes; Botryosphaeriales; Botryosphaeriaceae
Product: Porphobilinogen deaminase
Exons: 2
Coding region: 1-1101 (366 amino acids)
Biological process (GO): heme biosynthetic process
Cellular component (GO): cytoplasm
Molecular function (GO): hydroxymethylbilane synthase activity
Source: RefSeq, a predicted model, not a curated record